AUCUGCCCGCCUUCCAGAACCUUCUCUCAGCCACGGAGGCCAUCAAUAAUGUAGAUGGGCGAACUGCAAAGUGCUGCUGGAGAGGAACCAGGAGCGGGUGCUUGGAACCGGGCAGCUCCCGGCUUUGGGAAAGAUGGUGUCUCCAGCCAUUGCGUUGGCCUUCAUCCCCUUCCUGAUGACGCUGCUGAUCCGCUACCGGUAUUACUUUGUGCUCUUCUGGCGCGCAGUGGUCCUACGCAAGGUGCACGACUAUCUGAGCGGCCUGUCGCGGGAGGAGAGGGCCUUCAACCACGUACUGGCCAACUGCAUCCCUGGAGACACGGACAACAUCCUGGCCACCUUCGACCAGUGGUGCUUCCAGUCGGAAUACCUCAGCAACCUGGGCCCCGAGAAAGGCCGGAUCCUGGAGCGGCUGCUGUACGAGAACGCUCCGCGCACGGUGCUGGAGCUAGGCACCUACUGCGGGUACGCCUCGCUCCGCAUCGCCCGCUCACUCACAGACGGUGCCCGCCUCUACACCGUCGACAUGGACGUCAGCAACGCCGCCAUCGCUGAGAAGAUCAUCCGCAUAGCCGGCUUCGAUGAAGACACGGUGGAGCAGGUGGUGCUGCCGUCGGACCAGGUGAUCCUGCAGCUUCGGGAGAAGUUUGCCGUGGCCACGGUGGACUUUGUCUUCAUGAACCACUGGAAGCGGAGCUACCUGCGAGACCUGCGGCUGCUGGAGGAGCAGGGACUGCUGCACCCGGGCAGCGUGGUGCUGGCCGACAACAUCAUCUUCACCGGGGCCCCGCACUUCAUGCAGUACGCCAAGAGCUGCGGCUCCUACACCUGGAAGCUGCACCGCACACACCUGGACUACUUCCGACACAUCCGUGACGGCAUGGCCGAACUCACCUACACCGGACUCAAGUAGGCACCUUUGUCCCACUUUGCCGAUUUUUCUGGGCGACAUUUUCCAGCAUUUUUCGUCGACAGUGGCGACAAUGUUUGCUGUUGUAGGUUGUCGCCAGUUGUCAUAGGUGAAUUCCAUUAAAACUAGUCCCAGGCACUCACGUAUGCCCCUGUCCCACUUAAGAAACCUGAACGGAAACCUCUGGUGACCUUGCCCACCACCCAAGGUUUCCGUGAGCUCUCUGGAGGUUUUGGUCACUCUCCCUAAUGGUCGAAAGUGGUUUCCGCGUAGUCGAGGCUUCAUGUAGAUUGCUUCGAUUAUUUCAACAAAUUCAAAACCGGUCUCGACUAAAAAUAGGUGGCUGUUUGGUCGAAGCCCGUGGAGUGGGAUUGCUAUUUACAUACAGGCAGUUGAAGGCCUUCUCCUUCGCUGACCAGCCACUUUGAAUAGCUCAUUGGAGUUUUCAGGACCUAGAAGACCCACUGGUAGGUAAAAUGCCCGCUAAACUUUAUUAAACUUCUUAAAACUCUCUCCACUCCUUCUCUUCCCUUCUCCCCACUUCCCUCCCCACUUCUCUCUCCCCUCU
Molecule: messenger RNA, 1478 nt
Organism: Leucoraja erinaceus (little skate)
Lineage: Eukaryota; Metazoa; Chordata; Chondrichthyes; Rajiformes; Rajidae
Gene: tomt
Product: transmembrane O-methyltransferase
Exons: 4
Coding region: 134-913 (259 amino acids)
Biological process (GO): dopamine metabolic process; catecholamine catabolic process; developmental process
Molecular function (GO): catechol O-methyltransferase activity
Source: RefSeq, a predicted model, not a curated record